AUGUACGCGCAGUGCGGCGAUCUACAAUCGGCGCGCGAGGUCUUUGAUUCCAUCCCGGAUCAAAAUCUCUACUCGUGGAACAUCCUCUUCUCUGGCUAUGCCCAAAACGGGCAUCUCGAUCUAGCAGUGGAAAUCUUCCACCACAUCCCGCGCAAGAACAUCGUCUCCUGGAAUGCGAUGCUCCAAGCGUUCGUCCAGGGCGAUCGAAUCCGCGAGGCCAGGGAUCUCUUCGAUCGGAUGCGCGAGCGCGACAUCGUCAGCUGGAAUUCGAUCGUCACAGGCUAUGCCCGGUUGGGGCAUCUGGGCGAGUGCUGCGAUCUCUUCCACCAGAUGCCCGAGAAGAACACGAUCUCCUGGAACGCAAUGGUAUCCGCCAGCGCCCAGAAUGGCCACGCCAAGCUCGCGCUAGGGUUCUUCCGGGCGAUGGAUCUCGAGGGCUUCCUCCCGGAUCGUGUCACUGCCGCGGGUGUGAUCAGCGCAUGCUCCUCGCUGGGGGAUCUCUGGGAGGGCCGAUCGAUCCACGAAUCCCUCGCAGCGGUUGGAUUGGAGCGCGAGGCCAUUGUCGUGACCUCGCUCGUCAAUUUCUACGGCAAAUGCGGGAGCUUGGAGGAGGUGGAGGCCCUCCUGCCGUGGAUGCCGUCCAACAACAUGGUGGGAUGGACGGCGGCGAUCACGGCGUACGGGCAUCACGGCUGGUUGCGGGAUGCGCGGGGCAUAUUCGACGCGCUGCCUGUCCGCGUGGCAGCCACGUGGAACGCCAUGCUGUCGGCAUAUGCCCAGAACGGGCAGCUAACGCAAGCCCUAGGCCUCUUCCGUGAGAUGGACUUGGACGGGGUACGCCCCAACGUCAUCACCAUCAUCGCGAUCCUUGACGCGUGUCUCAACGCCUCAGCACUCAACGAUGGGAUCCUUGUCCACGAAAGCAUCAAGUGUACGGACCUAGCGUCCGACCCGGCUGUCCGUACCGGCAUGCUCAACAUGUACGCUAAAUGCGGCAACCUCCGGCGGGCUGCUGACGUGUUCGCCGGAAUGUCCCGUCCCAACGUCGUGGCGUGGAACGCGAUCCUGUCGGCACAUACCCAGGCCGGCUGCAACGUGGCGGCCAUAGAACUCUUCCACGUCAUGCUUCUGGAAGGAAAUGUCCCCGACGGGAUCAGCUUCUUGAGCCUGCUGUCGGCAUGCAGCCACGCUGGUCGGCUGGAAGACGGCAUCGGUUACUUCGUGUCGCUCCAGCGGGACUUCGGGAUCGUGCCGGAGGUCAGCCUGUUUGGGUGCGUGGUGGAUUUGCUGGCGCGCGGGGGGUGGCUGGAGAUUUGCGAGGAGCUCAUCGAGACAAUGCCGGCGAGCGCGGAUGUGGUGGCGUGGAUCUCGCUCGUCGGCGGGUGUAAAGUCUUUGGGGAUUUCAAGCGCGCGGCCAGGGCGGCAGAGAGGGCGUUUGUGAUGGAUCCCGAGAACUCGGCGCCGUACAUGCUAUUGUCAAGCAUGUACGGCAGUGCCAGGAACAAGGAGGACGCGGAGGUGGCGCUCCGGGCCAUGGAAGCCGUCAAGCCAAAGAGCAUGCGCUCUUAA
Molecule: messenger RNA, 1569 nt
Organism: Selaginella moellendorffii
Lineage: Eukaryota; Viridiplantae; Streptophyta; Lycopodiopsida; Selaginellales; Selaginellaceae
Product: pentatricopeptide repeat-containing protein At2g13600-like
Exons: 1
Coding region: 1-1569 (522 amino acids)
Biological process (GO): RNA modification
Molecular function (GO): RNA binding; protein binding
Source: RefSeq, a predicted model, not a curated record